AUGACACGCAAUGACGCAGAAGACAUGGAGCAGCUACUUUCCAAGGGUUUCCCAGUCGCGCAAAAGUCGCAGACGUGCGGGACCUCGUUUCUGAAGGGAUGCUGCGGAUGCUGCGCUGGACUUGCUGUUUUCUUCCUCGUGAUCAUGCUCCUCCUCUUUAUUGCACUUGGCCCUGCGGGCUUCACGUACUACAUAGCAGUGGUGAGGAUCGCAGUGUACGGCUAUGGCGGAGCUGCAUGCAUGGCAUCUGACGACAACUGUCGAACUGCUCACGGCUUCCCCGGCAUCGACACUGACAGCACGGUGACAUGGUAUGACGAGCAGGUGCGCUUGAUGGAGCAGCUGCCAUCUCGCUUGGAGAGUGGCGAGGCAUAUCGAGGGAACGAGCUGGGGAACGUUCGUAUUAAUGACUACAUUUGGCCAAACAUUGCCUUAGGUAGCAAUGAGAGUGUGCACAGCCGCUUAAGGCCUGUCUAUGACGCACUUUGGGGAUUUGAGGCAAACACUUGGAGCAAGCAUUCUGUCCGAAAGAGUGCCCGUGCCUUUAUAGCACAAGUAAACAGCACCUUCACUGUUCCAAAUGACGUCAGCAAGUGGGUCGAGCUUGAGCUGCACAAGAUCAGCUUGGGCUACGACCUGACAAGUCAGCAGCUGGAGCGCUUUCUCGACUUCCAGGGCAACGCCCCACUGAUGAUAGCAUUGCCCGAAAUUUUUAAUCCGGUGCUCAGCAUUCUGCCCAACGUGCAGGAAUUUAUCUCCACAAGGCGGCAGCUGAUCCAGGAAUAUGCCGACAUCAUGGCCGGUGACAAGCGGGGCCUUUUUGACAAUAUCUCCAGUUCAUUCCGUCCCACCAUGGCGAGUGCACUGCUGGACUCCCUUACGUUUGCAGGCGGUCUCAGCAUCCCUCAUGCACUGACAUCGGUUUUCGCGCUUAUGUACUCUGAUCAGUCCCCGGCUGGCAAGGCCCAAGAUGCCGCAAGUCUAAGCGACGAGGAGGUCGAGCGUUUUGUUUUCGAGGCAGUGCGACUCUUUACGCCAGUGAUCGAAUUCCCUUGGAUGGAUGCAAGCAACCAAAGGCGGAAGCUGAUGAUACAAAUGAAGGCAUUGCGAGACCCGGCUGUUUGGGGUGAGAACGCGAAUGAAUUUCUUUUGAGAGAUUUGGACCAGUAUCUCAACUACUCGGGCAUUGGCUGGGUCGAGCCGGCGAACGGCCCCAGAAGGGAGGGCUACCGGUGGGUCUCUACACCCAGAAGCCGGGGUUGUCCUGGUCAGGACUUGAGCCUGGCCAUGAUUGUUGGCUUCAUCCAGGAGUGGCGCAGCAUGCAGCACGAGUGGCAAGUCGCUGAGCAGCCUAGUGGCGGUAUCUCAUUCACGGGCCCGGCCUACUUCACUCCCCCGGUUUCCAAACCAUUUACGCUGCAGCGGGCGUCGUAG
Symbiodinium pilosum is the source of this 1434-nucleotide messenger RNA. NCBI's taxonomy places the organism in Eukaryota, Dinophyceae, Suessiales, Symbiodiniaceae. The record is from the annotation of a GenBank genome assembly.